Sus scrofa (pig) is the source of this 4600-nucleotide messenger RNA. RefSeq names its product leucine zipper and EF-hand containing transmembrane protein 1 (gene LETM1). Gene Ontology annotation, biological process: intracellular monoatomic cation homeostasis. Gene Ontology annotation, molecular function: calcium ion binding; ribosome binding. The record is from RefSeq and is a predicted model, not a curated record. Gene Ontology annotation, cellular component: mitochondrial inner membrane. NCBI's taxonomy places the organism in Eukaryota, Metazoa, Chordata, Mammalia, Artiodactyla, Suidae.
ACCGGAUGUCGGCGCCGGGACAUGGCCGCUGCCGGUGCCGGGUCCUUGAGCUGAGCGCCCGCCGCCCGCAGCCAACCGCCGCCCUCAACCGUCUGCGGGCCGGCCGAGGCGCUACCGGCCGGCGAGGAGCCGCGGCCGCCGCGGAAGAGGAGCAGCAGCCGCAGGAGACCGGGCGGCCGCCGCGCCGGGCACAUGGCGUCCAUCUUACUGAGGAGCUGCCGCGGCCGGGGGCCUGCCCGCCUCCCGCCGAGGGGUAGUCUAAUGGGUCCCGCUUGCCACAGUUGUGCCAACACCGUGGGGUUGAUGAGCUGUGUGACGCUUCCGUUCGGCGGCCCUACGCCCGUCCACCCCGUGUACCUUUCCCUCCGAGCCGACCCCCUCGGCUGCUGGACUCGGAGGCCCGCGCGCACGUGCGCCAUGGUCCCCGGGCCCCGGCUCGUGCCCCUGCGCUGCUGGCACUCGUCCCCGCCGCGGGGCGAUGACUCCGUGGUGGAGAAGUCCCUCCGGUCCUUGAAGGACAAGAACAAGAAGCUGGAAGAGGGAGGCCCCGUGUACAGCCCCCCCGCAGAGGCGGCCGUGCGGAAGCCGCUGGGGCAGCGCGUCCUGGACGAGCUCCGGCACUACUACCACGGCUUCCGCCUGCUCUGGAUUGACACCAAGAUCGCCGCGCGGAUGCUCUGGCGCGUCCUGCACGGCCACAGCCUGACCCGCCGCGAGCGCAGGCAGUUCCUCCGCAUCUGCGCCGACCUCUUCCGCCUGGUGCCGUUCCUGGUCUUCGUGGUGGUGCCCUUCAUGGAGUUCCUGCUUCCGGUCGCGGUGAAGCUCUUCCCCAACAUGCUGCCGUCCACCUUCGAGACCCAGUCCGUCAAGGAGGAGAGGCUGAAGAAGGAGCUGCGGGUCAAGCUGGAGCUGGCCAGGUUUCUCCAGGACACCAUCGAGGAGAUGGCCUUGAAGAACAAGGCCGCCACGGGGAACGCCACCAAGGACUUCUCCGCGUUUUUCCAGAAGAUCCGCGAGACGGGUGAGAGACCGAGCAACGAGGAGAUCCUGCGCUUCUCCAAGCUGUUUGAGGACGAGCUGACCCUGGACAACCUCACGCGCCCGCAGCUGGUGGCGCUGUGCAAGCUGCUGGAGCUGCAGUCCAUCGGCACCAACAACUUCCUGCGCUUCCAGCUCACCAUGCGGCUGCGCUCCAUCAAGGCCGACGACAAGCUCAUCUCCGAGGAGGGGGUGGACAGCCUCAACGUCAAGGAGCUGCAGGCGGCGUGUCGGGCGCGUGGCAUGCGGGCCCUGGGUGUCACGGAAGACCGUCUGCGGGACCAACUGAAGCAGUGGCUGGAGCUCCACCUGCACCAGGAGAUCCCCACGUCUCUGCUCAUCCUGUCCCGGGCCAUGUACCUUCCGGACACGCUCUCGCCCGCCGACCAGCUCAAGUCCACCUUGCAGACCCUCCCCGAGAUCGUGGCGAAGGAGGCCCAGGUGAAAGCGGCCGAGGUGGAGGGCGAGCAGGUGGACAACAAGGCCAAGCUGGAGGCCACGCUGCAGGAGGAGGAGGCCAUCCGGCAGGAGCACCGGGAGAAGGAGCUGCAGAGGCUCUCGCAGGCGGCGGAAGCGGAGCCCGAAGUGUUGGCAGAAGCUGCCCCUGGGGGGCCGGCGGCUGAGCGGCAGCCAGAAGUGCCCGGCGUGAUCCUGCCGACAGAGGCCCUGAGGGACGCCGCGCCUGUGCUGGAAGGCCUGAAGGAAGAGGAGAUCACUCAGGAGGAGAUUGACCUACUCAGCGACGCCUGCUCGAAACUGAAGGAGCAGAAGAAAUCCUUGACCAAGGAGAAGGAGGAGCUGGAGCUGCUGAAGGAGGACGUCCAGGACUACAGCCAGGACCUGCAGGAGAUCAAGAAGGAACUUUCAAAGACUGGCAGAGAAAUAUACGUGGAAGAGUCUAAAGCCAGCAAGAGGCUGACGAAGCGGGUACAGCAGAUGAUCGGACAGAUGGACGGGCUGCUGGCCCAGCUGGAGGCCAGUCAGGAGGCCGGCAGGCUGGGCCUGGCCGCCGAGGGCUCGCCUGCGGGGGAGACGGUCAUCAGCGUCGCCGAGCUCAUCAGCGCCAUGAAGCAGAUCAGGCACAUUCCCGAGAGCAAGCUCAUCAGCCUGGCCGCGGCCCUGGAUGAGAACCGGGACGGCAAGAUCAACAUCGACGACCUGGUCAAGGUGAUCGAGCUGGUGGACAAGGAAGACAUUCACAUCUCCACCAGCCAGGUGGCCGAGAUCGUGGCCCUGCUGGAGAAGGAGGGGAAGGUGGAGGCCAAGGCCAAGGAGAAGGCCAAGGAGCAGGAGGCGGCCGAGGUGAAGAACUAGCGCCAGCCCGGCUGGCGGGCACCUCAGUGGCCAGGGCGCCUGCCUCCGUCCAGCCACAGUGACCCUGAGGAGAGGGAUUGCUUUGAAGUGGUUCUUAGAGACAGAUCUAAUAUUUUGUCUGGAAUAAAUCGGAAGCUUCAUAAUCAAGUAAUUUUUAAUUUUCAUCAUUCCACGAAGAUUCAGUCGGCCUGGGCCGCCGCGCCCCCAGGAGCCCUCACCGGAUUCCCCGGGCGGCGCCGCUGCCACCACCGCCGUCCAGCGGGGGUCGUGACCCUGCCCGGGCCGCGGCCGCGAGGAGAGAGGACCGGCCGCCUGGACUCCGCGUCCCUGGAGCCCUCGGUGUGCGGGCGGGGCCGCGCCGGCUCCGCGGGCCCGGGUGGCCCCUCCGCCGGUGAGGAAGCGCGUCCGUCCGUCCGUCCGUCCGUCCCCGUGGCCUCCGGAGACGCACUUCCCGGGCAAGAGCGUCGCCAUCUCCCACAAGCCCUUCCCACGCGAGCAUGCAGGCUCCUCCCUGAUUUUCCUUUGGUUUUCUCAGCGAGUCUCUGAACCCGUGAACGCUCAGGACUCCCUCCCGCGCUGGUCGGGCCCCUCCGAGGAAAGGAACGCGAGUUGUCAGCUUUGUCGUGCGCUUGUCGUGCUGUCGCGGAGGUUUCGCCCCCCACCUGAGGCAUGUGGACGUCCCGGGGAUCCGAUCUGAGCCGCAGCCGUGACCGCACCACAGCUAGAGUCACACCGGAUCCUCUAACCCACCGCUCGGGCCGGGGCUCGGACCCGAGCCGCCACCCGCUGCGCCACAGCGGGAGCUCCCGUCGGCAGGGCCGAGCGGCCCGAGGCGCCGCGUCUCACCGCCCCCGUGGGUGUCCGGGGUGGAUCUCCCUGUGUCGGCAGUCGGCUGGGCCCUGGCUGCUCUGCGGCAGGAGACCCUCCGAGUGCCCGCGUCGCCUCCCCGCUUUGAGGGGCCCGCGAGGCCCGGCCCCCCUGCGUGCAGUGUGGCAGCUCGGGCCGCUGCUGCCCUGCCUUGUCAGGCUCCUCCGAAGGCCGCGGUCAGAGAGAGGCCGGACCUGAGAGCGGCCAGCUUAGCCGAGAGAGGACGAGGACGGAGGGGCAGCUCUGAGAUUACGUGAAACCGCUCAGCCGCUGAAGACGAGACUUGACAAGAUAGGAGCGAGGUUCUGUGUUCUCAGACGCAGCCUUUACAUGGAACAGCCGCUGUCUGAAGGGGUCUGGUUCACCUGUUGAAGAGGCAGGUCCCGGAUGCUUGGUUGCGGUUAGUGAGGUAUCUCGCGCUUAGCGGGCCGGCCUGGUCGUCAGCCGGGCGAGGGCUUUGCUGGUGAGCUGGGUGGCAGCAGCGGCUCCCGGCUCCGGCCUCCCCUCGCGGCCACGGCCAGGCCCUCUCGGUGUCCCCCAGCUCUGGAGCUGCCCUCCCAGAACCCAUCUUCUCGGCGAGACCAGCUCCGGCGGGACCCUCCUUCGGCUUCUGUGACGUCGGCUUCCCUCUUCGCUGCUUUCACGGCCGUGGACUUUAUGUGUCACAGGGGUAACGAGUGGUGGCUCCGAAACCAGAGCUUCCGUGUCCGAGCCGCGGGGAGCAGCCGUCGGGUGGCCGAGCGCCUCCCUGCGCUUUCUCGGGAGGGCGCCUGUGUCCUCAGCAGCAGAGAUGCUGGGCCGGCUCGAAAGCGGGUUGGGAAUCCUUGGCGUGUCUCCACCUGCACUCCACGCGACGCCCACUUUCUUAUCAGGGACUCAGAAAGUGGGCGCGUCGCUCCGAGUCCCUUUGGAAACAUCAGAGUCCGGACUCUUUAGAAACGAGGGCGCCUUGUAACUUGUGAAGAGUAACUCCAGGUAGUGCUGCUCCCAGCAGGGCCCCGGGGCCGGCCGCCGGCUCCGUCUGCGUGUUCUCCAGGGGCCCUGGGGCCGGCGUCGCCGCGGGCUGUGUGUCAACGCCUUUUUUAGAAAUAGUGUUUUUAUUAAAAUAUCAAAUUAAUGUUCCCAUAACAGCCCAAGCGAGAUGCCUGAACCAGACGACACCAGCCGUCAGGGUGGGAAAGGCAGAGUUGUCUGGCCUGGCAGCAGGAGGGGUGGCGAGGGGGCCUCGGGUCUGGACAGGCUGUCUCGUGGCCGGACUCCAGAAGGAGCCGCGCCUUCCAGCCCUCAGCCCCGGCCCCAGUGUGCCCUGCCUGUCCCCUCAGACCGCGCGUGACUAGACACGGUCUGUUGUCAGCAGGUUUAAUAAAUACUGUCUCGGUGA